Messenger RNA from Xyrichtys novacula (pearly razorfish), 15680 nucleotides. The record is from the annotation of a GenBank genome assembly. NCBI's taxonomy places the organism in Eukaryota, Metazoa, Chordata, Actinopteri, Labriformes, Labridae.
AGCGCUGGUUUCAGGAAAUGAAGAAAAAUCCCGGAAAUAUCGAGAGCAUUCUGGCUUCAAAUCCGUAUACAGGCGGUAGGUGGAACCAAGUUGUCCAUAGUAUAUACAGUCUAUGAGUGAAACUCAGUUGAAUUACAAGAAACUUUUCAGUGUGGGACUAAACAGUGUGGGAGUUAAACUUGUGUGACAUUAAAAUCCAGAUAUUAGUGUGUCUCUGUCCACUUGUAGCUACUUAAACUCUCGCCCCUCCUGUCAAGCUGUCCUUGAAGGCCUAAGCUUCAGUUUUUGCAUAAAUCACAUGUUAACUUGGAGGGCCAAAGGUCUUUUAUGAGUUAUCGCUGGAAUUUGCCCGGACGUUCAUUUCAGUCAGUCAGAGGCAGGCGGACUGUGAGCCACUACUUGGACCACCUCAGCACUUCUCCUUCACAUUCAACCAGAAACACCAACAACCUGAAAACAUGGAGAACGUGUACGAAACUGUGCAUGAGGGGAGCGGGCAUGACUCAAGCAGCUCCAGUAGUCGGUCAAACAGCCCGGACAGGGAGAACCAAUAUGAGGUCCCCGAUGUGGUCAGCGAGCCGCUGUACAGCGAGGUGGACGUGCACGUUUCCGCGGACGCAGAGCGCAGUUCACCGGCCUACAUGAACGUCGGGGACGAGGACAAACAUGGCAGCUCAUCUUCUUCCAGCGAGGAUGAAGAGGAGAAGGCCGAGGAGGCCGCUGAGGUGAUGGCAGAGUUAAUGGAGGAGGUGAGAGCUGAGGUGGAGCCCGCGGUGGAGGUGGAGGUGAACGGCGACGCGCACGACGGAUCCAGGCGCUCCUCGUCCUCCUCCUCUUCCUCCUCCUCCGCCGGAGACCCCUGUGAGGACCCACCGAUUCAGACAGGGGAUAACAUCCUGACAACUUUGGAAACUGUGACCCUGGAGGAGAGCAGUCCUGAGAUCUCCCUGUACGUCAAGGUAAGAAAGAAAAAGACUUGGAGAGCCAGGAACUAUUUCUUCAUCAGUUUGCCACAGCUCCACUUCUCAAAAAGUAGGAUUUACAUUUGUUUUUCCGCUUUCAGAUGACAUUUACUCAACAUAAUUGCCAUAAAGCUCAUUUAACUAAACCACAAUUAAAAGAUUAGGGCACAAAUUAACAUCACCUAAAAAUUUGCACCAUUAAUCUUGGUACAUGAACCCAAAACAUGACCAGACUCCAACAUGAGAUGAUAAUAACCAUAUUAAGUGAUAAAAAGGCUCAGUAAAUGUCAUAGUAGAAGUGAGUUUAAUCUGAAGGUGGUCCGGUGUAAUCAUUAACUUGUUUACUGUCCAGCCAUAGAAACCAGGGGUGAACUCCAGGCCUGAGCAAAUGGGUCUGCUGCUUGUCGGAUAGAGCUGCUCUGUGAGGUGUGUUAUCAGCACACACAGGAACACACUGCUGAUUGGGCAACUGAGAUUAAAAGUCUGAAUGAGCUCAGAAGAGGACUUUAUUUUAGAGCGAACCUUAAGUUUGUUAUUUUGGAGUAAGUUAUGAGUUGUGUACAAUAACUGGACCCGGACUGGGGCAGAAUCAAGAUUUGAUGUUGGUCUUGAAUUGCACAAUAGUAAUCCAAACAAAACUUAUUUCUCUGAACGUUCUUUUUAUCUUGCAAACGCAGUAGAAAUUUAAUAAACCGUGAAAUUUCCAGUUGAGUGACAUUAGGGAUGGGAAUCGAGAGCCGGUUCCAAAUGGUUCAAUCCAUCGACAUCGUUUACAUGUUAUCUUAAUGAUUCCCUUAAUGAUUCCUUUCUUCCAAUCGCCAGCCGCUGCUGCCCCGCCUCAGCUAUGGCACGGAAAGUAUGUAUGUCCUGUGUUAACGUAAGCACAAUGUGCUAACAAAACACUUGACCUGACCCCAAAACCCUCGAAAUUUUGCGCGUGACUCCGCCUCCAACUUAGUUAAGCCCUCUUUUUGGGGAUCCAGAAUAUGGUCACCCCAAUUUGACUUAAUACCGACCGAAGUAAACGUUGUACAAAUAGUUUGUCAUUUGAUUAUUUUUAGACUUCUGUUAUCAGAGACUCAAUAAAAUUUUGGGAAAAAAAAUCAAAGAAAGGCAUCGAUAAGGGAAUUGUUAAAGAAUUGAAUCGAUAAGCAGAAUCGAUAAUGGCAUCAAUAUCGAUAAAUCUUAACAAUUUCCAUCCCUAAGUGACAUACAAAGAGAACAUUGUUUGUCUUUAUAUUAACAGAGAUUGGCAAGAGGACUAAUUUGGGCCGCUGAAUUUCUUUUCUUUUUUUAAGUUUUAAAAUAAUAUUGAAAGUUUAAAAACAGAAUUCAGACAUUUAUCUCAGACUCCUGACAUUUUUCAUUAGUGCACUGAAAAAAAAGUCAGAAAAUUUAUCAGACCUUAAAUUUUUGUAGCCCUUAGUCUCUUCCAUAAACUGUCGAGGUCAUGAGCGAGGGUUAAACAAAGGUAAAAGGACCCAAAUGAUUUAUUUAAAAAGAACUAAAUGAAUAAAAAAAACAAAAACUUUCUUUAAAAUGUCAAACUGAAAAUUCACACGUUGACUAUGAAUGACAGACAUACAAUGAACAAACAGAGAAACAGGGGAAGACAGGGACUAUAUAUACACACAGGUAAAUGAGGAACAGGUGUGGCAGACGAGACACAGGUGAAACUCAUUAGUGAUUAAUGACGGAGGGAAAACUAGGGAGGUAAAACCAGACUAGAAACACAAGGAAUUAACUUCUACAAAAUAAAACAGGAAAUAAACACUGAUCUAAAAAGGUCAAACACAAACUGAAAUCUCACAAGACUGGACUACAAGAGAACACGAACAUUUGGGAAAAUACACAAAAUGCACUCAGAUAAAACCAGGAAAAAACUAAAUUUACAGAAGAUAUCAUGACAGUCUAAUUGUUUAAAACUCCUGUGAGGAUUUUUUUCGACAUUUAUGAAAAAAUAAAAGACAUAUUUAUGGUUUUUAAUAGCAUUCAAAGGCAAAAAAGACCAUCAGGGAUGAGAUUCAUGCUUUUUAUUUUGUAGUUUUUGAAGCCUUAAACUGGUGUGAGUGGGUAGAUGUUAGCCAAGCAGCUGAAAAAACUGUGUUUUUACAAUUCUAGAAAUAUAUGCACAGUAAAUGAUACAGUAAAAGUCAUUAAGCUGAGAGUUUUUCAAGAAUUUACUAAUUAAGAGUGUAGAGGACAGGAUAAGAAAAGACUGUGUUGUCCACAAGGGCGGCGCCGGAACUUACACAAACUUGAAUCCCUCGCAGAAGCUCUAAAGAGAAUUUUUCAGUCCUGACACAUUUAAUCCUCCCCUUAUGAGAAACUUUUCCAGUCAAAGCAGUCAGUGUAUGAGAUCUUUGACAGUUUUUUCAUUAACAUAAGGAAAAAAAAAAUUUUCUUUUAAGUAAAGGGUCACUAUGAAUUUGUCUCAUCUCAUAAAUAUACUAUCUUUAAGUUUUUAUAUUAGACUUCAGAAAAAUGUAGAGCACCGUUCACCAUUAAGGUGACAUCAUUUUCAACAUUCGGCCCCACCCUGCAUCCUAUCCAACCUGUGGGUGGAUUUCCCAACAGUUUAAUCUUCAACAAUCGCCAUAACCAUAAACUGAGCAGGGCUAUAAAAGUAAGGAGGAGGGGCGGGUAAUCAUGGUGCCAUGCUUUUAGCUUAUGCAGCUCCUCCCCUGUGAUAAAGCAGGACACAGGCCGUGACUAUCUCUACUGCUGUCUCGGACAUGUUUCUCACAGGAUGAUCUUUUUUUAAUCUUGUUCUGUUAGAUAGAAAAGCUCGUGAUAAUGGGAACAAUAAAACUUAAAGAUAUAUAUUCUCUGAUAAUCUAAGAGGCCAUGUUAUCAUGCUCAUGCCUCAGAAUGAAAAAUCAAUGCAAACUUCAUGUGAGAAAAAAUGCCAAGUCUUCGCACUCCCUCCCCCAUCCUGGUUCCACAAGGUGUCUGUUACUGUUCGGUGCUCAGAUAAAUCAUUAGCUGGACAAGUCAGCCAUUUGAGCUCCUUUGUUUCAAGAUGACACCGAGGCUAUAUUCUUAAUCCUUAAUGUUUACAUGAUCAUAAAGGAUUUUGCAAUCAUUUAAGAAACAGCUAUAACAAGUUGGGUUAUUUCCAGUCCUUGGAUGGUUAGCUAUAUAUGCAUAAAAACCAGAGAUGGGCUGAUAACCGGCCUGCCGCCUUUAGUACAAAGGUAACAAAAUCAACCAGUCAGUGUCUUAUCAUGUUAUCUUGCUUUUUCUUUCAUGUUUCAUCUGAGUAAUAAAAAGAUAGUCAAUGCAAAUAAAAUGGUUUCCUACAGUGACCCUGAAAUCUCAAAUCAGAGCAAGAAAUCAAAAAGUGACAAACAGAAAAUGGACACUCAGUGAGUUCUUCUGAUCAGUGUCAUGUUUUGUAGUAUUUUGUUGUUUUCUUGGGAUUUGUCAUUGUAUUUUUGGGAUUUGGUUACAGAGAGUUCAGGCCUUCCAACUUCAGACCUCCUUAUCUUGGUGACCUGACCGGGAGUGAUAAAUUCCUGGCUUGUCUCAAAGACCAGGGUUUGUCUCUCCCCCCUUGCUCCAUAGCCGAUGUGAAACUAUCUCUGUAUCCUCUAAAGCCCUGCAGAUGUCUGGUUUUAUACGUGCCCAAGUAAUACCCAGAAGGCUACAGGCCUUCUAGCAAAGCCUUCUCUGACUUUGAUGGGAAUACACUGAGCAUGUCUACAGCAGCACAUUUCUGUGAGCUCCAGCAUGACUGCUGGAUCUGAUGUUUGUGAGACCUGCACAGUGUCCUGUCCACCGUGUCUUUGGUAACUUAAGUUGGUUCCCCAGGUCCACUAUCACCUGCCAAUUAUGUGCAGUUUCUAACAGGAUGGAUUCUGCAACUCCCUUAAAGGGAUAUUCUGGUGUAAAAUUAAUUUAGGGUCAAACACACUGAAACCCUGAGUUCGACACCGCGUUGAGAGAAGAAUGUUGUUGUAACUUUAUCAACAGUACAGGGUCCCAGCCACAGCACUAGCCCCCAAACAUCUUUUUAGCUUUGCCUAAUUUCUUUAGCAAAGAGACUAAACACAACUCACCUACUCUCUUCCAGCAGCCGCUUGUUUGUAGCAAGACCUUGACCAGUCCAUCAUCGAGUACAGUGGGGUGACGCAGCUCAAGGAAGAACAUUUAUGAUCAUUACUUUAUGGAAAUGCAAUCCGACACUAAGGAAAAAGAACUACCGCGUCUGCAGUGAAAAAUGAUUAAUAUUUAGAUUAUUACUUCAAGGAAAUGAUAAAGUAAUGAUCAUAAAUGUUCUUCCUUGAGCUGCGUCACCCCGCUGUAGUCCAUAAUGGACUCAAGGUCUCGCUACAAACAAGCAGCUGCUGGAAGAGAGUAGAUGAGUUGUGUUUAGUCUCUUUGCUAAAGAAAUUAGGCAAAGUUAAAAAAAAGUUUGAUGGCUAGUGCUAUGGCUGGGACCCUAUAUGUACUGUUGAUGAAGUUAGGUGCUGUUCUGAGCAUUAUUUGCAGCUAUAGCGUGGCUUUUUGGUUGAGGUCUGUGUGUGGCUCCUCAGACCGCUGUGUAUUGCUAUCGUUCGGUCGUUACUGAAGUUGGUAGAGAAGCAAGCGGUCGGCAUCAUUCAUCUCUCGAGGGGGUGUCUAACUUGGUGUUACGGUGUGUUUGACCCUAAAUUAAUUUUACGCCGGAAUAUCCCUUUAAGCACUUGGUUGGAUUAGUGACUCUCAGUGCCUCGGUAAAGCUGCUGAGGAGGUGUUUCAGUACUUCACAGCUAAGACCAUGAGAUCUCUCCAUCCAUUGCUAGUUCCUACCUGGUCCAUGCAGACCAACAGUUCAGCCACGUGUCUCGGGUCCCAUCAGUUAUCCUGUUCGGCCAACUGCUUCCAGAGAAACUUGUUUUUAGUGAAUAGGAAUGAAUCUGAACUUUCCUAAAUCCCUUUUUUUUUUAGAUCUGAUGCUAAAUUUUAAGAUUUCAAGAAUUCAAGCGGCUCUUGUGGUUUCAAAGAUGCCGAAUUAGGCAGCUGAGAGACUGUGUAAUUAGAUUGAAAUCUGAAAAGACUGUCAGCUCAGCUCAUUAUCAUGCUUUGUUUUCAUUAUAUGGCGCUGAAAGCCCUCUGAGGCUGCAGAGAUAAACCCGCUAAAAUCUGAGACAACACGUUUUAAAACUAUACAACACCCCCCCUUAUAAAUACAGGGAUAAUGAACUCCUUCAAUAGAGGCUUGGUAAUUAGUUUGUGCUGCACAUUGGUGUGUCAGCCAGGAGGGGGGGCUGCUCUAUUAAUAGAAGCAGAUUAAAAAAAAUUAACCGAAGGCACCCUGGUUUCACAUUUCUCUGCUUUCAUAUCUCACACAAUAACAGAUUUAUUCAGAGUUUUUUCCAUUUAAAUAAGUCAAAUAUGACCUGAUUUCAUUCCUGUUGGCCUACAUAGAUUUAAUUUCUAUAAGUAAACACCAACUCCUGCCACAAAUCCUUCACAGGUGUCUCAGAUAAAGCCUGACAGGCGCACAUGUGAACACGGAUUAAACACGGAUGCUGCACAGGCUCCCAAAAAAGAGGCAGCAAGCGACACGCAUUCUGUAUAUCCGAAGGAUGAUACCCGAGACUCCGGAGCAGAAGAUAUUUGUGACAGUUUGAAAAAAACAAAAUUCAGCCUGACCUGACUCCAAGAAGCAAAGAGGAAAAUGAGAGUAACAUGAGGUGACAGGUUUAGGAGAGAUGAGGCAGAUGAGAGAGGAGGAAGCGGUGGGGAUGUGCGCUCGAGGGGGAGGGUGAGGGAUGCGGCUCCACCCCCCUGCCAUAGACUGACUGACACCUGUUUUCUACUUCGUGUCAGUGAGAGCACACUCUGCUCUCCAUCUGUGUCCAAAUCAGAGCGCAGGGCUGUCUGCCUGCCACCUGGACUGACUCUCAGCCUCACACCUGCAGGACGCAGAUAAGGGAGAAGAAAACCCUUUACCGAGACCAAAAAAGGUGGAUUGAGGGGCUUCAAACUUUGAACAGCUUCUGGAGAAAGGAUCACUAAGUUUUUACAUCUUUCUCUGGAGGAUGUAGACCUCCAAGGACACCAAGAGGACUGUAGAUUUUGAAAUUAAAAGAGGCAAAUUUGACAGCCAGAACCAGGCAUCAUGUCCAGUAAUGGUCCAGACAGAGACCCUGAAAUUGAACUUUUUGUUAAGGUAAGGCAGAUACAGACAUACGGGGACAGUAUCUUCUGAUUUGUUUUAGUUUGGAUGGAAAAACAGAGACAGUGUAUGAAGAUAUUUUCAGUGUAGCACAAGCGUGUGUUGUGGAAAGCUGCUGUAACUCAAUAGCAGAGGUAGAGUUACAGCAGCACUGGCACACUGCGCUCUAUGUUGACCCGGGAUUGUUGUGACAGUGACACUGAAGCUGCUUGUGGAUGAUGGGAGGCUAAUAUAAUACAAGGGCAACAUUACCCAGACUCACUCAUUAAAAUACAGUUUUUCUGUCAGAUUUGAUUCAGAAAUGCAUCAUGGGAUAACCCUCUUCAAUCACGGUCCAUUUAACAAACCUGAUGUUUACAAAUAUCACCUUAAAAAAGGACAAAAAUGAUAAAAGUUUGAGCGUCGGUGAGUGCAGCAGUGUUGUUUUGUUCUCCAGACUCCUGUUCUUGUGGGAAAUGUUAGCGGUACAUGAAAAUACCUGAGGCAGGUAAGAUGUAAGCAGGUGGAAGAGCUCGCUGCUGAUGUGCUGUUUGGAUGCACUGACCCAAUUAGCCGCUGUGGAAGCUGCUUUCAGCCAAACCGUCUCCUUGGAAACGGGUUGGCUGGGUAACCGAAAGUUCACUGACACGCGGUGUAGGUCGUCACCCUUUUAUAAGCCUUACCUUUUUGCGUCAUUAUCUGAUGCUUCAGCGCGUGUGAGAGAGUGGUGUUUAUAGACAGAGAAAAAGAGGAAGAGGGGCUUCAAACUAUUCUUUCUCAAAUUAAUGUCCUCAUUCAAACCAAACUCCAUUUUUUUGCUAUUUAUAAACCUGGAUGAUGGACGGAUACUCAAAACGGGGUACAGUUUGGCUCUCCUGCUGUCAUUUGAGAUGUGACCUAGAUGGACGGUGAACUAUCUUACAUAGCUAAGGAUCUUUUAAUUCGCUGCAUACGUGUCGUGACACCAGCUGUUUGAGUUACAGCUGAACUUUAGCUCUUUAAUUGUCAUUUAACAGAGGACAAACACUUCACUGCUAAUAACCAGGGCUAAAAAAGAAGUUCUCCAUAAAAAGCAAGGCUCCAAAAUCCUGUAUUUACAGCCAGAACUGGACAAGAGAUCCAUAAAAACAUGUAUUUUUGGGAAUUACCAAUAAUUAACAACAAAUGGUACCAUUCCUGCAAGAUUAAUCAUAUAUUAAACAUUUAAAAUCUUACUGAUUUACAGAGAAUUUUCUUUAAACACCUUGAAUCAAGUCAGUUUUGCCAAUUUUAUUGAUUAUAAGGCCUAAAAAAUAUAGUUGCAUUUGAAAAUAUAAACCUAAAUGCUAAUUUUCUUUAUUUACAUGCUUCAUUUUGGAAUAUAUUUCAUCCAGUUGUGCAGUUGUGUAUUUCAGAGUCCUUUAAAGACAAAGCAGGCAUAGUGGAAAUGUCACUGAUGAUCACUUGCGUGCAUGUUAGAACAUCUUUAAUAAGCACUUAUGUUCGAGGAUGCAUCCAUGCGUCGGAUCACAUGAGGUAACAUCUCUCUAACUGGACCCCUCUCAUCCUCACAUCACUCAGCAGCUCGCUCCUUGUGCCCGCAGGCUCGGUUGUGUGUGACAGCUUUUGUCCUCCUGUGUUCUAGAUGUUGAUUGGCUAUUAUCAUCAGGCCUCUGUGUGUAUUGUGUUACCGCCGUGCCGCUCAGCCCCGGGCCACAACAAUGCGCAGACUGAGGCAUCACAUGCACCCAGGCAGCAUGAGAGCACCCCGGCAUCAAUGGCUGGAGCUCAUAUAGUUGGCUCAGCUACUUUUUAGACUGACAGCUCUGUUUUCUGGUCUUUGCUGGGGAGCAGUGAACCAUGGGAAACGUGUGCUGAAUGCAAAAUAUUUCUGAUUUUUGGGGAGUCUUUUCUUAAGACUGGUUCUGGAUUCAGUUUAAGCAUAUAUAAUUAUAAGUUUAAUGUGCGCAUGUUAAAAGAAAAUUUCAAGUAACUAAAAUCCUCCACCAGAAAUCAAAAAGAAACCUCCUCGGUUAAACCCCAGCUGACUCCGAGGUCAUCGCCCUCAUUCCCUGAGCGAAGCAGGUCUCUGUGUGAGGGUCUGACCCCUCGCUCUGAAUCCUGCUGGUCAGUGAACCAGCCGUUGGAAUCUCUAUCUAUAAUUCAGCUGGAGCAGAGGCUCAGGUGUCACAGCUGACUCUCUGCUGUGAGUUCAUACAUACCAACACAUGAGCUCGCUGCAUGCUCACAAGUACAACAAAGUGGAAGUGAGUUUAUCUGUUAGUUAGUUAGAAAUUAGAGUUAAAUAUCAAUUAUUAUGGUCUGGUAAAGAGUUAUUUUGACUAAUAUGCAUCAUUUCUUGCAUCAGGAGCAAACGCAGAUAUAUAUUUUUGUUAUUAUUAAACGGUUAAAGGCAGAGGUGGGUUUUUGACUUGCUAGAUGAAAUCAAGAAAUGACUUGGACUUGCUUGCGACUUGAUUGCUAAAGACUUGAGACUUGACUUGACUUGAGCCAGUGACUUGAAAAGUCAAAUCAAGUCUUUUCAAGUCACUUAAUACCUUACAGCUUGCCCAAACCAUUUAAAAAGUGUCGCAUCAACUAAUAGUCAGGAAUUACGUCCGUUGGUAACACUGUGUUGUGUUGCCAAGUCUGCUUAUUUCCCGCUAAAAAUUUAGCUUGUUUUUGGCUUGUUUCUGGAGGUCAGUUUCCUUAUUUCUCUCACGAAACUUGGCAACACUGUCUCAAACUCUAGCCUCCCUCAUAACGACAACACCGGGAGGACUGAACAUAAAUCGCUCGCUAGUAUUGCCCGCCUGUUUCCACGUGUUGGCUUGUGUCUCUCUUUUGUUUUGUUUUUAAACAGUGAAUUAGAGUAUCAGUUUAAUGUUUAAUUGUAUUUGAGUCUUCCUUAUUUUUGUGCACAUUGUCUAAGUUUCCAAUUAUUGAAGUUUAUCUGAUUAUUUUUUGUAUGACAUGUAAAAUAGUUUGGUUAAAACUGUACUAUGUAACUUCACACAAACAAGAACCCUUGUUUAAUAAUAAAUACAAAUAGUGAAAAAUGCUCAUGAUUUAUGUAAAUCUUUACAUAUAACAAAUGGUUUUGGCUUUGAUAUGACUUGUUUUUGACUUGAAAGAAACGGUAAGGACUUGGACUUGACUUGAGACUUGAGAGCAAAGACUUGAGACUCGACUUGGACUUGCAACAUAAGGACUUUCCCCCACCUCUGGUUAAAGGUAACCACAGCUCAAAUCAGGUCUAGGAGGUAUUUAUUUCUUAGAGGAAAGGUGGCUUUCAUAGCCGUCAGCUCGGCAGAGGAGGGUAAAAUGGUCAUAAAAGUUGCUGAAGCCUGUGAAAAAUGUCUUUUUUUUGACCAAACUAUUGUUUAAUCACACAUUUAAUUCAUUAACUGCCAUGAACACUGAGGAAAAACAGUAAACCCCGCUUUUGCAGGCAUAAAAAAUCAUCAAAUGUUGGUGUUUCUGAUGUCAAAUAGAGGCCAUUCUUUACUAUAUUUGUAUAUGUUUGAUUGUGAGCGUUGUAUUUUACUGAUGUCACCUUCAUUCCCUCUGCGAUCAGGCCGGCAACGAUGGAGAAAGCAUCGGUAACUGUCCCUUCUCCCAGCGUCUCUUCAUGAUCCUCUGGCUCAAAGGAGUCGUCUUCAACGUCACCACCGUCGACCUCAAAAGGUUAGCACACAGAAACACGACUGAGACUCAUGCACUCGGGGGGUUUUCUUCUAACCGACUGUUCUCUCUCUUUAAAGAAAACCAGCAGAUCUGCACAACCUGGCCCCGGGGACGCACCCGCCUUUCGUUACCUUUAACGGGGAGGUCAAGACGGAUAUCAACAAGAUCGAGGAGUUCCUGGAGGAAAUGCUCAGUCCUCCAAGGUAAGCAGAUUGGAAAAAAGAGAAAACUAUGAACUUUUCACUGAUAACAGACACUACUGUUUUAACUUUCAUUAUUUCUAUUCUCUCCAAUGAACAAAAAAAAAAUGUGAUUGCCUGUGAUUGAGUAGUUGCAGAGAAAAAUGUCAGAUUAACUAAAUCAGUCUUUUAUUGCCUGCAAAGUUUUUUACAUUAUAAAUGGCCCUUAGUGUGAGGGAGCUUAAAGGGGCGGGCGGCCAACUAAGUGUGAGCGUGUAACAUGUUUUCAGUCUGAGCCGAGCUCCAGCCCAGGUGUUAAUGCUAUCCAGAUGCUUUUUUUUCCCCCCUCUAAGUGCGUCUCCUGCCUCUCCCGUCUGCUCAGGUAUCCCAAACUUGCCGCCAAGCAGAGAGAGUCCAACACAGCUGGAAACGACAUCUUUGCCAAGUUCUCAGCCUACAUCAAGAACACCAAACUAGAGGCCAACGCCGGUGGGCUGCUCGUUUUAUGCCACUUAAACACACAUAUACACAAACAGCACUAAAUGACAAACCUGAUAUAAUGUGUCUCCACUAGGUGGUAGCAGAGUCACGUGUUAGGGGGCCUUUCUUUGUUUGUUUACUGCUCUGCUGCCCCCUGGCGUGAUUAUCAAGAAAAAAGGUCAUAUGUCACUUUUGAUCUGUAGCAUUUUACCCAUGUGUCUUUGUGUUUUUGUGCGUUUAGUCCUGGAGAAAGGUUUGACAAAGGCUCUGGCCAAGCUGGAUGACUACCUGAACACCCCUCUGACUGAUGAGAUCGAUAAAAGGAGUGUAGAUGGAGAGUGUGUUAUUUUUUUUACUCAAGAACAUUUUUACUAGUUUUACACAGAUUAAUACAGUAAGUAAGUAAACUUUAUUUGUAUAGCACUUUUCACAGACAAAAGAGUCACAAAGUGCUUCACAUAGACAAAAAUAAAAAGAUGUACAGACAAAUUAAAAGGCUAAGACAACAACAUUUAAACAGUCAUAGUAGCCCCAAAAACAAUUAAACAAAUGCCUGACUGAUGAGAUCGAUGCAGACAGCAUGGAGGAGGAGAAGGGAUCAAACCGGCUCUUCCUGGAUGGGAACGAGCUGACUCUGGCUGACUGCAACCUGCUGCCUAAACUGCACAUAGUCAAGGUAAAAGAAAAGGAGUGUAGAUGGAGGGUGUGUUAUUUUUUACUCAAGAAUAUUUUUAUUAGUUUUAUACAAAUUAUUACCCUUUCCCUAAAGACCCUGUCUACUGCUGGAUAUUCCUGUUACUGCGCUUAAAUAACAAAUUCUGAAGCUAAAACAAAAAUAGUAAGUGCUGGAAUUCGGGUUUUGUAGAACUUGAAAUCUUAAGAUGUUGAGAGAUAAAAAUGAAAAAGAAAAUAAGUUAAAUGGACUACUGUACGUUAAGAAAAAUACAUAUGUAGACAAGUCGCUGAAAACUGAAAAGGUCCAUAAAAUUGUAUGAUUAUAAAACAUCACAGAUAUAUAUUUCAAAAAGAAAACAACUAGAAGAGGAGAGUGCUGAUUCAAAAUGACCAGAGUUUCUGAAUGUGGUCCAGAAAAGGUCCUCAAACCUUUUUACCUGCGACUGAGUAACGAAUCUUCUCAAGGUCUGGGUGUGUUAUUUUAAUUUAGUGUUUGUUAAAGCUCUGUUGUGACAGAAAUAUAGGGUUUAUACCUCCAAUUUGGAAAGUAACACGACCAAAAACAAGAGUCUAAAUGUUGAAAAGUAGAGUUUACUUACAUUAGAGCUGGUGGUGAAUAAUAUACUCAGCUAAAGUCACUCAAACCCAUUCACAACCGCCUUCGCCAAUCCAUUUGUACAGUCUGUCAGCGUCUAUUCAGAAUUUGGUCUUAACUUCAACAAAAGAUUUAAAUGACAUUAUAGACUAACCUCUCUGAGUCUUAAGAAAUGGCGGAGAUGGAGAAGUGUUAAAAACUGAGUAUCCGCUUUGAGACCGGCUGCAAAAGCGCCAAAAAGCGUGCACACACUGAGCCUGUUUGUAGAGCAAAAAUAGCCCUGAGUCCUGACUUUCAGGUCGACUGAAAAUGAAGUUGAGUCAGCAUUUCCAUUAUGACGAGGCUUCACAAACGAGCGGGUGACGUCACCAAACCGUCCACAGAUUAUACAGUCUGUGAUCUUGAAUUUUUCUUUGGUUGCAGCACUUUUGGAUCCUUGGUUAUUCAAAAUAAAGGGCAGCAACAAAACAAAACAAGAUAAUGCAACAGUCCAAAAGCCAAGGAGAGCCUGUCAGAGCCCAAACUAAACCUCCUGUGGGAAGUUUGCAGCUGGUUAUGAAAUAGACUAAGGACUAUGUUUACACUGCAGGUCAAUUGCUGAUUUUAUAACUAUACAGUAUGUGACACAUAUCUUGUUUUUAAGUGUGAACAGUGGAAUUCUGAUUUUUUUUUAAAUCCGACCCAGGCCUCUUCUGUAUGUGGAUUUAAAUCGGGUAUGUAUCCGAUGUGACUGCAGUGUGGACGCUCUGGCGUGUUCAUCCGACGUAUACGUCAUCAAUGACAAACGUCACCAUUUGUGCUUUGUGCGCAUACGGGUCACUUCACGGACGCAUUCCGUUCACAUUAGAUGCCGCAUUCGUUGUUAUCAUAGACUGUAUAUACAAUGGACAGAGUCUGCCUCCUCGCUGGGUGAAGCCACUCCGAGGAACAGCACCCUCUGGUGACAGGCUGCAGUAUAGGUCAUAACACCUGAUACAGCCUAUGGAUGUUCAGGGAUUGCGUAGCUCACCUGGGGGAUACGCUGAGAGCUAUUUGGCUUCAAAUCCGUAUACAGGCGGGAGGCGGAACCAAAUUGUCCAUAGUGUUUACAGUCUGUGGUUGUUGUAAUGUGAACGACCGCACAAAAAGAUCGGAUUUAACAAAAAAUUGGAAUUGUGCAUCAUAACCUGCAUUAUGAACGUGGACUAAAAGUGACAUUGGUGCUUCUUUUUGGUAUGCAAAUGCAAACUUGAGUGUUUGCAGAGAGAUUAAUAAUUUCAAUGUCAUAUAUUUGUACUUUUGCCUUAAACUGCUGCAGGAAGGUAGGCUGGGUUCAUGUUUCAUUUUUCACAGAAAAAGAAAAAGCCACUUGAAGGAAAGCAGAGUCUGAAAAAGGAACCUGACAAUAAUUCAAUUGCACCUAUUAGAGAGAACAGAUCCCACAGUGGAGUGUAAAUAUCUGACAAGGUUAGUCAAGUGUUUUUCCCUCACUUCAACUUAAAUCUGAUGCUCUGUUUUCUUUUCCAGGUCGUUGCUAAGAAGUACCGCGGCUACGACAUCCCCUCCAGCAUGUCGGGCGUGUGGCGGUACCUGAACAGCGCCUACACUCGCGACGAGUUCACCAACACCUGUGCCGCCGACACGGAGAUCGAGAACGCCUACAGAGACGUGGCGAGGAGGCUGGCCAAGUAACUCGCCGAGUGACCCGAGGCUCAAACACCAUAAACUAGGAUCACAACUCGCAGAGAAAGAAACACCAUCUUUUUACAACAUGUGACUGUCCUUUUUCAGAAGGAAAUUUCUGUCAUAGUGGGGUUACGUAUUUAAUUUAGUUCACAGGCUUCAGAGCAGAUUCAACUCCUACGUGAUUGUGUCCGUCUAUAUUUAUUCCUCAUAACACAAAGCCCUCUUUCAUACGUUUUCCUCUCGUCCACACGGCCAAACACUUCACUAGCCGCUGAUGUCAGGGCGGGUUACUGUAUUUAUUCCUGAGCCCACAGAAGUCUAGUCUGCCUCCAGUGUUUAUGAGCAAAGCUUUGGCUCCGGCGGAGACACCUCGAUUCAUCUAUGACUCAUGAUUGAUGCUAAUUGUUUGCUGAAUAUAUGACUGUUUGAAUUCGCAGGUUCAUUAUGACUGUCAUACAUUACUGUAGUUCUGUUCCCUCCAGCUUCAAACUUAUCUUUAGAUCCCACUCCUGCUUCUGAAAGAUUGAUUUUAAGGAUGAUUGAUUUUUAUAAUGACUUUAUAAUGUUUGUUUGAAAAGAGCAAAACUCACCUGGCAAAGGCAUUAUAAGCUUGGAAAACGAGGAUUUUCUCUGAUUUGUUUGCAUGCAUGAAUCUGUUUUAAAUUGCGAUAUUUAAAAUCUGAUAUUAGAUCCGCUUUUUAAAAUGUGAAAAUGAAAAAAAAUCCUCAACUGUGCCUUUAUUUUGAAGAGACAUAAGUCCAUGCCAACGCCACUGAUGGAUUCAUCCACAAAAAAAAAAACAAAAAAAAAUGUAUUGCAGCCAGAGCCCAGCCAUUUGUUCUGCCUCUAGCUAUUAGUGCUCAGUCGAGGUAUUGAUUUUGUCUUAAGUUACACAUGAUAUUAUGAAUGGGGAGAGUAUUUAUUUAGCAGCCCCAAUCAGGCCUGAUUAGGUAGAGCCAUUAGUGCUGCGAUGAAAAGCGUCUUCCAGGCCAGGUCCACAAUGGUCAGAAACCCUGCCCUCCAGCCCCUCAUCAAAGAGACAUUUCCUCCGCUCUGAGGAGUCCGUCAACAUCCGCUAGCCUAAAAGUUCAAGUUCAAAAGUUUCAUUGUCCAAGCGAGAGAAGGAGGAUGGAAAUUUGUCUUGGGGCUUAUCGUCUUUGGCGUGGCGUCAGGCUGCAACUUUAGCGAGACUUCCUUGCAGAACCAUAAGGCUCUUGUGUGGUUUGGACAAACAUGUGAUAUGAAAUUGGAGCAUGAUGACUGAGAGCCUUGCUCAUUGCAAAGCUCUACAAAUAAAAUAAUAUUUUCACAGA